Cucumis melo (muskmelon) is the source of this 678-nucleotide messenger RNA. RefSeq lists its product as uncharacterized. The record is from RefSeq and is a predicted model, not a curated record. NCBI's taxonomy places the organism in Eukaryota, Viridiplantae, Streptophyta, Magnoliopsida, Cucurbitales, Cucurbitaceae. The transcript has a single exon. The coding region runs from base 1 to 678 and encodes 225 amino acids.
AUGGGAGUCUACAAUCUUCUUCAAAGCAUGGUGAAAAUUUUCCGAUUCACAGAGGUUUUAGGGGCAAUGGGUUUUCUCAUCUGGACAUUUAGCCGCCUCCCUUUAGUCCUCAAAGUUUCCAGCGAUUUUAUUUCUCAAAUCUCCAACUAUUUUACAAGCCCUGUUUUCGGCUUCAUACUCUGCAACAUCAUCAUCGUCUCUCUAAUUGCCAAACCCCACAAUUUCUCCGGCGGGAAAAUAAACGGUGACAAUGAUGUCGAAACUGAGCUCUUUAAUGAACUGGUAGAAGACGGGGCCGUUACGUCUCUGUCUUUGGCUGGGAGUGAGCCAAAUGGACGGCUCUGCUCUGAUACGGAGCAAGAGAAGAUCGCCUACGAAGACAAAGAGGUAAUCUCAGAGGUGACCUCGACUCGGGCGGCGGUAUUUACCGAAAAAAUGGAGAAUUUCGGUUUGGAAUCUGAGAAAUUGAAGCUGGUAUGGACGGAAUUCGGUGGAGGAGAGUUGCGACGGCUAAAAGCAGAGGAGGAAGCGAUUUGGGGAGGUGGGGUUUCGCCGGAAAGAGUAGGGAACCGGGAGGAGCUAAGUAAUAUGGAAUUUCAGCGAAGGAUUGACGCGUUCAUUGCAAGAGAGUUGAGGUUUCGUUGGGAAGAAUCCGGCGCCGUCGUCCUCCGAAGUUAA